Molecule: messenger RNA, 960 nt
Organism: Letharia columbiana
Lineage: Eukaryota; Fungi; Ascomycota; Lecanoromycetes; Lecanorales; Parmeliaceae
Exons: 6
Coding region: 1-960 (319 amino acids)
Biological process (GO): proteolysis
Molecular function (GO): aspartic-type endopeptidase activity
Source: RefSeq, a predicted model, not a curated record
AUGUCCCAAUGGGAUACUAAUGUAACCAUUGGGGGCCAGAACGUAACCUUGGAAAUUGACACAGGCUCUUCCUUCUUAUGGGUCCUCGAUCCGUCCCUUUCUGCAUUGAACUCCAGUAACCGGGGCACGUAUGACUACACCAAGAGUCGUACAGUGAGCCCUGUGAACGAAUCCUUCACCGUUGCGUACGGAGGAGGUCUAGUCACAGGGCGUGUGAUCGAAGAGACCGUCACAAUCGGUGGCCUCACGUUCAACAACGUUUCGAUGGGUAUCGCCAAUGCUAGUUCUCCGUAUUUCCUUGAACAGCCUUCUAUCGGACUGUUGGGUCUGGGUCCUCAGCCCACCUAUGCUCGAGCCUUACCAGCUCCGUUUUCUGUUUCAGAGAUGCAAAGCUUCGCCUUGGACUUCAAAGUUACAGGCUCGGACGGCUCGGCCAGUAUCGAGUUUGGCGGCAUCGAUCAUAGCAAAUACGUAGGCCAACUCGCGAACGCACCCUUGAACAGCACGGAUGGCCACUGGGCGGUCGACGACGUGGACUUCAGCGUUGGGAAUGUGCGCAUGAACACUAGCACAUAUGUCGUUCUAGACACAGGCGCAGGACACAACAUAGCCACCCCGUCGUCAGUUGCUGAAGCCUAUUACAGUCGAGUGCCCGGAGCCGUCUUCGAUGAUCGUAUCGGCGAUGGCAUUUCACUGUGGCUCGUCCCGUGCAACGCAACGCUCCCUGACCUGGCUCUGCACAUCGGCAACGGCACAGCCACUGUCGCCGGCGCAUCCAUGAUUGGACUCCCCGUCAAUGCAUCUACGUCUUUGGAUUCUUCAUCGAGUGCUGUGUAUUGUAACCCGAGUAUUCAGAACGCUUCCGAUCCGAAACUGUUGGGCUUCCCGUUCUUUGAGAACAAUUACGUCGUGUUCAAUCAGACGGGGAAGCCGUCGCUUUUAUACGCCCCGUAUGCAUAG